AUGGGUGUAAAGGGAUCAAAAACAGCUCGACGAGCAUCAGAAAAAUCAUCCACAACAGCAACAACAACAAAUACUACCAAUGCAUCUACAAACACUAAUACUACUACGACAACAACAACGGUUUCAACCCAUCCUUCUGUAAAUGGCACCACUGAAAGUACUACCACGGCAAAGAGCAAGGAAAUGUAUGAAAAAGGAAUUGAACAUAUUAUGGAAAAACUUAAAAACAAUGAUAUUUACAGAGCAAGGCUUCAAGAUAUUAACAUUAUGAGGCAAUUUGCUGAAGUGCUGGGCACAGAAGAAAAACUCAGAGCAACUUACCUCACCACAAAAUGGCUGGACACAGUAGAACUUGCUCGGAAAAUGUUGCAACAAUCAAAAGGCUUAGAUGAGGAACACCUCUCAUCAAGCGGUAGUAGUAGCGGAAUGAAGUCAAUGGUAUCAACUAACGUUGAUAAUGAACUUAACCAAAUGAAACAAAGUAAUGUAAACGAAGACGAAGAUCAAGAGGAUGAUGAUAUUCUAAACGAGCAAGACAUAAUCAUUGGUACCAAAGAUCCUAAUUUGAAUAAGAUUCUCGAGCAAAAUACUGUCAAAGUGAAGAUUGUGAUUUCAGAGAUUGCUCGAACAAAGGGAAGAAAAGCCUUCCGAAGAAUGAUGUCACCAAUUCUCAGUAGACUGGAUAUGUUACCAGAGUUAGGAAUGUUUCACUCUGCUAUUCAAAUAGGUCCUUGGUUAAUAGAAUGGAAUAACAGCGCAAUUUGUGUACCAAGAAAAUGUGUUAGUUCUGCAGCCAUGUUAUCUGCCGAUAUUGAACAAUUGCAAACAAAUGAAGAUGUUCGUAAAGUUGUCGAAAAGCUUAGUGCAGUAAUUGUAAAAUGGAAUACUUCAAUGCAAUAUAAAGAACGAGACACUGAACCUGGAAAGAGCGGAAAUUGUCAAGACUUUGUGGAUGAUGUGCUUCAUAAUAUUGGUUUAUCGAGAGAUAAAUUAUCAGAAGGACCACUUGGUGAAUUUCUGAAAAAACUCAAAACAAAAGGACAAAGCGAUUUGGUAUUCAAAAUGAGUGACAGCUUUAGGAAAGCUUUCAACUUGGAAGAAAACAAAAAGAAAUUCAAAACUCACAAAGAACUCGAUGAUUUUGUGAACAGUCUUGUUGCAAUUGAUCAUAGCUUUGAAAAUAAUUAUCGAUAUGAAUGGCUGUUCCUUAAAUCUAUGGAUCGUGCCUUUUGGCUCAAACAUAUCAAAUUUGAGGAGUUGGAAGAAUACAAACCAGCCUCAAAAGAAACAAUUGAUGAGGAUGGUGAUGUUAUCUUUAUUCCUGAUUGUCCUUUCAAAGAUCCAAGAGAUACUUAUUCUUUUAUCUAUGAUGAAGAACAGUAA
This is a messenger RNA of Naegleria lovaniensis, 1383 nucleotides long. RefSeq lists its product as uncharacterized. Lineage: Eukaryota; Heterolobosea; Eutetramitea; Acrasida; Naegleriidae. The transcript is spliced from 3 exons. The coding region runs from base 1 to 1383 and encodes 460 amino acids. The record is from RefSeq and is a predicted model, not a curated record.